GUAGAAUUCCCAUUCAAAUCGCGACGGCUGAAGAGCUGAGGGGCAGCGGCGGAGGGGUAUUAGAGCAUGGCAUCAGCAUGGGCAGAAUGCUGGGGUAGGUGAGCAGGGAGAGCGCAAGGAUGCCCUGGCUAAGUGCCCGCCGCGGGGGUUGGUAGUAGGGGAAAGCGCUGGUUAUUUCCCGGGGAGGAUGCCGGCCAGGAACAGGUACAACCUGGUGGAUGACGGAUGUGAUUCCCGGGUGCCGCUGCACAAUGAAGAUGCCUUCCAGCAUGGUAUUCACUUCCAGGCAAAGUACAUCGGUAGCCUGGAUGUGCCAAGACCUAACAGCCGAGUGGAAAUCGUGGCCGCGAUGAGAAGGAUUAGGUAUGAAUUUAAAGCCAAGAACAUAAAGAAGAAGAAAGUGAGUAUCACGGUGUCGGUGGAUGGAGUCAAGGUGGUGAUGAGGAAGAAACAGAAGAGAAAGGAAUGGACAUGGGACGAGAGCAAAAUGCUGAUGAUGCACGAUCCUGUGUACAGAAUAUUCUAUGUAUCUCACGACUCUCAAGACUUAAAAAUAUUCAGUUACAUCGCACGAGACGGAGCCAGCAACACUUUUAAGUGCAACGUCUUUAAGUCAAAGAAAAAGAGCCAGGCGAUGCAGAUUGUGCGGACAGUUGGACAAGCCUUUGAAGUGUGUCACAAAAUGAGCCUGCAACAUGCCCAACAGAAUGCAGAUGGGCAGGCGGACGGUGCCAGUGACAAAUCCCAAGAAGAAGCCAUUUUGGAAGCACGCCAGUUGACAGGAGAAGAGAAUAAAGACCCUGAAGAAGACGAUGCUGAUCUCAAGAGGGUCGUCCUCCGAGAUGAGAGGAACAUCAAACGAGACUCCACAAUAUCUGAUUUAGGGGUCCUGCAGUCUGUGCGAGCAUUAGUGGAACAUGGUAGUCAGGACAUAGAGAAGUGUUCCAACCAUUCUCCUGCAUCCCACCAGGCUCAGACUCCAGAUUCGUCCUGCUCUAUCUCUGUCCUGACGCCACUCGCUUCCCAACAUCGCUUGCAACUCCUGCAACAUCAGCUUCUACAGCAACAGCAGCAAACUCAAGUCGCUGUAGCCCAGGUGCAACUGCUCAAAGACCAGCUGGCCGCAGAAACAGCAGCACGCAUUGAAUCGCAGGCCCGCGUCCGGCAGCUGCUGCUGACCAAUAGAGACCUGUUACAGCAUAUCUCUCUCCUUGUGCGACUGCUGAAGGAGCUGGAGCUGAGAUCUGACACCAAGCAGCCAGGGGACAGAAGAUCAUUACACAACCUGGCGAUUGCGCAGUCCCUUUCGCUAAACCUAAAGAACCUAUACAACCUGGAGAUCAACCUUCCGUGCACCUCCACGCCUGCUAGUCUUCAGAAUAAUCCUGGCAUGGUGCAAGCCUUGAAUGGCAACAACAUUGGGGAGUCGUACCUGAACCUGCUGAACCUGGAUCUUCCACACGCAGCCUCUGAGGAAGGCACCGGGGUCUCCUGCAGAAAGGUGGAAGGGUCGGAGGUCAUUGAGGUGAUAGACGAUCACACUGAGGGUCUCAAAGCCAGGGAUGGAAGGGCAGGAUCAGACGAGGCAAAGAUCCUACAGUCUAUUCCCAAGCUGAUCCCACCUCCUCCCGUCACUAAAAAGAGGUCCAGUAAGAUCUUUUCUGGCCAAAUACCAGAAUUUGCUUCUAGUGAGAGCAUCACGCUGACGACCCCAACUAUGGUUAACCUGACCAGCUUUACCACCAUCACCUCAUGUUCCAUUACACCAUCCGAGUUCACCACCGAGGACACCAGUCCGUCCUUUAAAAAUACCCACUUUCCGUGCUUUGAGAACCCUGAGCUUUCUCCCAUCAAGGAGGCAUCGAGUUUAUCCUUCCACCGAGAAGCGGUGGAUGAGAACGGAACAUUUCACUCGAUCACCAGCAGCUAUGAUAACUUGGAGGACACCCCGACCAUCUCGCCUGAUGACCAAGUCUUUAAUGGUUCCGCCAAGCAGUUUGCCAUCGAGAGCACAUUGCCGUUCUCCACCGCUCACGACACCUGUCUGCACAUCAGUUUUUCUGAAGACGAUUUCCCAGAAGUCGAGUCCGAUGUGUCCGUCCAAAAACAAUGGCGCCUAAUCAAAAAUGGGAACUGAAAUGCUGGCUUUGUUCUGGAGAGCGGCUGGUGGAAAAACAACAUCAUCAACUGGGAUUUAUUCAAAGCUGCCUCCAUCUGCAUCAUUCAAGAACUUUCCAAAGUUGCCUCCAUCUGCAACACGGUCAACGUUAAAGACAACUGAAUAACUAUUGAGACUUAAUUUCUUGGGCACAAACCUUUCACUUGGGAAGCAAAGGGGCUGCUUGUGAUAUGAUCCAUGCAACUAACAGGUGGUGCUGUUCUAUGGGUAGAUAUUAUGGGUAAUUACCCCAAUGUCUAGUUUCAAAAGUUUAACAUGGGCCAUUUUUUACCAAUAUUGGGUUCCUUGGAUGGAUUGUAAAUUGUCCAAUUUCUAUAUGGGUCCAAUGCCAAUGAGCAAGUUUUCUCUAGUGCCAUUUGGAACCAAUUAAACUGAAGAUUACUGAAAAUAUUACUUGAAAUAUGGAAUUUCCCCCCUCCCCCCCAUAAAACUGUGAAAUGUAAAUUAUUGAUUUGUUGGAGGUGCCGCCGAUUUACAAACUUUUCCCGAAGGACACCAACCCCAUAUGGCACACCCCCUUAUACUUCAGCUGCACAAUUUAGGUCAUCCCCAAAUCUAAUAUGGAUAUGCCCAGUCUGAAUUGUCACUAUUGGGAGGACUGGUACCCUUUGUCAAUGGAUGUGCCUUGUACAGACUGACCACAAGGAACCUGUUCUAUAACUAAAGACCCCGCUGUGGAGCUUCUGCCUCAUCUACCAUUUCAUGUAUCAGAGUCAGCACCACAAUGUACCUCUGUAGCCAUCAACAUGAAACAUGUAUAUUGGGUUCCCUGUAUGGCCCAGACAGAUAUAGCUGCUCCUCAUUGGUUACUGGAAGAUAUGGCGCCUGUGUAACAGAAUGGCUACAAUACAAUAGAGUAGUUUGCCGUUAAAGUGCAAUAUAAGGAACAAUUUCACCUCUUAUAGAGAGAGAAAGUUUAAUAUGAGAUGUAGAAGAUGCAUAGGUUUAUUUUUUAACAAUGAUUAUGCUUAAUCUUUAGAUUUGUAUUGAUAUUUUUAAACUUGCUUUUUGGUUUUAUGUCCCCCCCCCCCGUAAGACAAUAAUGGUAAUGAGUAGUGAGUACAAGGAAAAUGGAUCCCCCCGAAAUGCUAAACAGCACCAAGUGCAGGAAUAGAAAUCUUAAGUAGGUUUCAAUGUAUGGAAGCAGUGCUGUCCAAAAUAUAAUAUGAUUAUGGGCAGCUGGUGGGACUUUAGCUCUUCAGGGAUUCCCAUUAUCCCUGGGUCUAUUAUGUGAAAUAUUAGGGACGUAAAGCCUGAGUAAUAACUGGGACUGGGCCUCCUUACUAAACCACACUAGUGGGGGACCCUCCCCAGGCUUUUUUUUACCUGUGAGACACAUUCAAAUAUAAGAAGAUCUGGAGAGCAACACAAGCAUGCAUAAAGUUCCUGUUGGUGCCAAAUAAAGACUGGGAUUGGCUAUUAGUAGCCCCUAUGUGGACUGGCAGCCUACAGGAAGCUGUGUGACAAUACACCUGGUUUUAUACCACCAAAACGAGCCUCCAAGCCUGGAAUUUAAAAGUAAGUGUCUGCUUUGAGGCCACUGGGAGCAACAUCCAAGGGGUGAUGAUCAACAUGUUGCUCCAGAGCCACUGGUAGGGGAUCACUGCUCUGAGGGUAGUUACUGUACCUUGUUCUGAAAAGCAGAGAAGCCCCAUGGGGUUGGCGGGCACGGCUUCACCUCUUUUAUGCAAUUGCAUGCACAAGCUAGGUCCAGUUGGCAUCACCUGUGCAUGCUUCCGACAGAAGAUUGCAGAGAAGAGGACCUUCAACUCCACCAAACCCAAAGUGAUGCUUUUAAUAACAAUUAAGAGCAAAAGUUUAUAUUAAGGGUUCCUCUGUAGUUUGGAUUCAGGAGGGGGGAGAGUAGGCUCUGAAGGGGGUCCUGGUUAUUAGACAGGCUUUAGUUAUCCUUUAAUUGUAUACCCCUUUGGCAUUCUUUAUCUCCAGGACAUGAGAUUGUCCAGAAAGUGCUUGCACUGAUUGGUUGGAAUUCUAUAUGUUAGGCAACUUCAAUGGCUGUUAGUCAAUCGGUCAGAUACUCAUCGGGCAGGUUUGAAUUCACCUGCUCUUGUGGACCGUGUCGGCUAGUUCAUGCAUUCCUACAACCCGUUGUCAUCGUUCUAAUCAAAUCGUUUGGAUUAACCCAAUAUUGCCCUGCCGCUGGUGGGCAUAUCAGGGAAAGAUCUUCUGUGGCCACCUUUAGGGUCAUGGCAGAUUGGUGGAAUUGCCCCCCAUGUUAAUUUCUAUAUCAGUCACUUAGGCAUCAGGUGCAGCAGGGCAUAUUAGGAUCUAUAGGGACCUAUAGAAUGGAUUCAGAAGACAACAGAAUGUGAAGGGAAUGUUGUGUUUGGGGGUUGAAGUUUCACAGAGAAUGUGGAUGAAGGGAAUUGGUAAGUGACGGAGAUGAGUGGGAUGAGGUAGUUGAUACAAGAAGGAGGUGGUACAGGGUUCCUCAGCUCUGGACGGGGAGGAUGGGUAUUCCUAUGGGUAUUUGCCCCACCCCAAGCCUAGUCAAAAGGUGGGGUGUAGCUGAUUUACCCUAUAGAAUGGGAUCAUAACAGGAUAAGUGGCCUCUAUGGCUGCAGUUGUGAAGUGCCGCACUAGGGGAGGAUGGGAAGAUGGAGUUAAAUGUGAUAGAGAAGGUUCCAUGAGACAUAGGAGAAGGUUGGAGGGAUGGAAUAGAGACUCAGAGCCGUUUAUGAAUAUGUUGCUGCAUUUAAGAAGCACUAAGAUUUGCCUUGUGUCCCCCAACCCCAACCUUAUAUUUAUUCUCCCCAACACUUAGACCAGGAGUGUCAUUCCAAAAUAGCUGGACUGAGCCCGGGGGAUUCUGGGAAAUCAGAAAGGCCACAGCUUAUGUAUGGCUCCUAUAGAUAUUUUGUAGCGAGUGUCAAUUUAACGCCUAUUAAUGUGAAUCUCAAUUAUGUGUUUAGUCCACUACUGAAGAACAUGUCUAUAUUGCACAGGAACUGGUUUUCUAAUGAAAUAAAAAAAAUCUAUAUUCUAAAUUGUAA
Xenopus laevis (African clawed frog) is the source of this 5193-nucleotide messenger RNA. Its product is annotated as carboxyl-terminal PDZ ligand of neuronal nitric oxide synthase protein. The coding region runs from base 188 to 2137 and encodes 649 amino acids. NCBI's taxonomy places the organism in Eukaryota, Metazoa, Chordata, Amphibia, Anura, Pipidae. The record is from RefSeq and is a predicted model, not a curated record. The transcript is spliced from 11 exons.